AUGGAGGGGAACGAAAGUAGCCUGAGCUCUUACUACCACCACCUACAGCCCCACCACCACCACCACCAUCAGCAUCAGCAGCAGCAUCAGCAACACCACACAAGCGGCGGCGCUAUCUCCACCCCCACCGCCGGCAACUCGACGGCCCCAAACGGUAUAUUCUCCAGUCACCACCAUAACGCCGCUUCAUCAGGCCAUUACUCGACUUCUGAAGGGACCCCUCUUAUCUUCCCUCCACAUAGCGUCACCGGUAGAGCACCUGUCGCUACUUCUGCUCCGCCAGAGACCGUAAAGAGAAAGAGAGGAAGGCCGAGGAAGUACGGUACUUCUGAAACAGCAGCUAGCGCUACACCCUCUGCUUCUUCGGCAAAGAAGGUCUCUGCUACUUCUGUUUCUUCGCUUCCUCUUUCUCCUUCUUCUUCUCCUCGUAAGAAGGAGCAGUCUUCGGCUUCGUCUGCUUUGUCUCCUAAGAAAGCCCAAUUGGUUGCUCUUGGGCAUGCAGGACAGGGGUUUACACCACAUGUCAUUACUGUAGCUGCUGGAGAAGAUGUCGCGCAGAAAAUCAUGUCAUUCAUGCAACAACACAAGCGUGCAGUAUGUAUCCUUUCAGCAUCUGGUUCAAUUUCUAAUGCAUCUCUUCGCCAGCCUGCCACAUUGGGGGGAAAUGUGACGUAUGAGGGGCGUUUUGAGAUCCUUUCACUGACCGGAUCAUUCCUGCAUAGUGAGGUUGGAGGAGCAUCCUCAAGAACUGGUGGACUUAGCGUAUGUUUGUCUGGUUCUGAUGGUCGGAUUGUUGGAGGUGGGGUAGGGGGACCAUUAAAGGCUGCGGGCCCAGUGCAGGUUAUUGUUGGUUCCUUUGUGAUUGACACCAAAAGGGAAGUUAGCGGUGGUCUAAAAGCUGAUGCUUCUACUAGCAAGUUGCCAUCACCACUAGUUGGUGCAACAAUCUCAAACCUAGGCUUCGGAUCAUCACUGGAAUCUUCUGGGAGAAUCCCAGUCGGGGGAAGUGAUGAGCAUCAAAACAUUAGCCCAGGUCAUUUCAUGUUACAACCUCGAGGGAUGCAUGUACUUACUGGACGGUCAACUGAUUGGAGGAGUGGCCCAGAUGCUAGAAACAGUAAUGACAUUGAAUUGAGAGGAAGAGCAGAUCGUGGAGCAUGCCAAUCUCCAGUAGAUGGAGAAGAUGAUCAGAUUCGUCUAUAGACUUGUUUUUGGUUAUGGAGGUGCUGAUCAUAUAUCUGAUACCAUUGGUAAAGGAAUUUGUUUAUGAUGGGUUCUUUUAACAACAGUUGAUGUACACCCCUUUUUUAUCAGGAUUAGAACAUGUUCUCUGUACAGGAUACUGGUAGUGUCUAAUCUUUUUUGGCUGUUAGUCUUU
Telopea speciosissima is the source of this 1378-nucleotide messenger RNA. RefSeq names its product AT-hook motif nuclear-localized protein 14. The record is from RefSeq and is a predicted model, not a curated record. Gene Ontology annotation, molecular function: minor groove of adenine-thymine-rich DNA binding. The transcript has 6 exons. Lineage: Eukaryota; Viridiplantae; Streptophyta; Magnoliopsida; Proteales; Proteaceae. Bases 1 to 1203 code for a protein of 400 amino acids.